Molecule: messenger RNA, 1131 nt
Organism: Cladocopium goreaui
Lineage: Eukaryota; Dinophyceae; Suessiales; Symbiodiniaceae
Source: the annotation of a GenBank genome assembly
AUGGCCUGCACCUUUAGCCUGUGCCAAGCAGCAUUGACCACUGCGAUGAUGUGCUCGUCUAUUGCAUUGGGUCAUGACCUGGGAUGUGCAGCCAACGCCAUGUUAUACGCUGUAAAUGUGAUGGCAUCGCUUAGCUUGGCUCCCUGGGUGAAUAGCAGCCUCAGUCCUAAGCAAGGCUUGGUGGUUGGCUUCAUGUGCUGCAGCAUCUACAUGCUGUGCUUUGCCACUGUGGCUGCUAUCAUUGAUCAUCCGCAAGGAACAGAAAAUCUCACAGGUGGUCAGGAGAAGGUGGCCUUCUUGGCUGUCUUCUUUGCAUCCGUGGACUUUAUGGCUGCACUACGAGCUCGGGUAGUGGAAGUGGCAGCAUUGCACAAUCCGAGUUCGCUGCGGGGUGGUUCGCAGUGUUGUUUCUCCUGGGACGAUUUUCCACUCCUCACGGCCUCGGAUGACAAGGUGGGCGCUUUCUUCGGAGGUCUCGGGAUCAGCAUCUCAUGGACUGGACAGGGUUUGUUCUUCUCCUUGGUGGUGCAACAGCUGACAGAAACAGAACGGGUGGACAAGGUAUCUAUGGCAGAUCUGCGAGAAACAGAGGAGGCAUGGAAGCUGAGUCAAGCGACUUCGCAGCUUUCCUCUAGCUUUGCCGUGUGGAUCAUGGUAGCGGCCACGGCGUCUUUUGCUGCCACAGCCGAACUCAACACGGUGAUGCCUGAGAAGCGGCUAUUGUCAUUCACCAACGUGGCUUUUGGUCUCUUGGUUUUUCGUCGCAGUUGCGUGAUCCGAGUAGCGGAUCCCGUAGGUCUCUCCGUGACUUCGGCAGCAUCCCAAAAUGCUGCCUGGGUGAACAGCCACGUCAACGGGCACUUGCUCUUGAAGGUGGAAUGGAGGGAACCGCCUGGUUUUACGAUUGAUUUGCGCGAUGUCAUUCGUCAUGCCUUCGCACAUCCCAAGUACCUGGGAUUUGCCAGCGCCAUGACCACGGCCAUUGCGGGAGUCACUCGAAGCGCAAGCGAAGCGCGAGAGGAGAUGGGGGGUUUAAACCACUUUGAUAUGUGUGAUAUGUGUGGUGAUGAUGAUGAUGAUGAUGAUGAUGAUGAUGAUGAUGAUGAAACAUGGGUGGGUGUAUGGUGCUGA